CAGAAAUCGACCGAAAAUAUUUUGCUCCAAUUAGAUGUUCUGUUUUAAGCAUUGAGGAUUUAACUAAAUCAAAUUAGAAAUAUUUUUAAAAUGGGUGAUCGCAGAGUCAGCUACCCUGAAGAUGAUGUUGGGAAACGUGUAGAUCGCUGUUUUACUGAUGCGUUAAUUAAAGGAUCAACCGGUCUAUUGGUGGGAGUCUCUUUUUCUCUACUGCUUCUAAAAAGAAAAACGUGGCCUUUAUUAAUUGGAGCUGGAUUUGGCGUCGGCGUAGCAUUCAAAACUUGCGAAAGACAUUUAAAUGGCUAAAUUAAAAUUAAUAAAAAUAACCUGUUUAAAGAAGAGAA
Messenger RNA from Zeugodacus cucurbitae (melon fly), 344 nucleotides. Its product is annotated as MICOS complex subunit MIC10-like. NCBI's taxonomy places the organism in Eukaryota, Metazoa, Arthropoda, Insecta, Diptera, Tephritidae. The coding region runs from base 91 to 306 and encodes 71 amino acids. The record is from RefSeq and is a predicted model, not a curated record. Gene Ontology annotation, cellular component: MICOS complex; mitochondrion; mitochondrial inner membrane. The transcript is spliced from 2 exons.